Prunus armeniaca (apricot) is the source of this 576-nucleotide messenger RNA. The record is from the annotation of a GenBank genome assembly. Lineage: Eukaryota; Viridiplantae; Streptophyta; Magnoliopsida; Rosales; Rosaceae.
AUGUCAUCAUGCCUUCCAAAGGGAAGGUGUGACGUCAUCGCGUGUCGCGAGGUGUCCUUUCACGGUUCGAAAGGGAGCCUUCCGAAGGGAAGUUGUGACGUCAUCAUGGGUCGCGAUUCUUUUCACGCUUCGGAAGGGAGCCUUUCGAAGGGAAGUUGUGACGUCAUCGCGGGGCGCGAUUCCUUUCAUGCUUCGGAAGGGAGCCUUCUGAAGGGAAGUUGUGAUGUCAUCGCGGGUCGCGAUUCUUUUCACGCUUUAGAAGGGAGCUUUCCGAAGGGUAGUUGUGACGUCAUCGCGGGUUGCGAUUCCUUUCACGCUUCGGAAGGGAGCUUUCCGAAGGGAAGUUGUGACGUCAUCGCAGGUCGCGAUUCUUUUCACGCUUCAGAAGGGAGUCUUCCGAAGAGAAGUUGUGACGUCACGAGUGCCAUGUGGCAGUGGUAUAGAAACGUUUGUUCGUGGAAAUCGAGGCGUCCCAACGGUAUGAUGAGUUAUUGCUUGGAGCAAGAAUCGAGGGGUCCUUCGUAUGCCUUUAAAAGAUUGUGGAGGGCUGAAGGAGUGAGCACUUGGAAUUUUUGA